Messenger RNA from Neurospora crassa OR74A, 1091 nucleotides. Its product is annotated as cellulose-binding protein. Lineage: Eukaryota; Fungi; Ascomycota; Sordariomycetes; Sordariales; Sordariaceae. The transcript has 2 exons. Gene Ontology annotation, molecular function: phosphatidylcholine lysophospholipase A1 activity. The record is from RefSeq and is a predicted model, not a curated record. Bases 90 to 896 code for a protein of 268 amino acids.
CAAGUUCGUGAUGGGGACGGCCACCUCAACUCAGCAACUCGGACAGAUCCAAACCGCAUCGUCCCAAACCUCUAACCAGAAAAGUCAACAUGGUAGCAACCGUCCGACUUCUCAGCGGCCUUGUAGGCUCGUUCAGUUUCCUUUCUCUUGCCUCGGCUGAGCCACAAGUCCGAGAUGAUGUCCGCAUUAUGGCCCUAGGUGAUUCCAUCACCGGCAAUCCAGGCUGCUGGCGCGCCCUCCUUUCCCGCAAGCUCAACGCCACCAACAUCACCCCACCCCUUCCCUACUCCCAAAUCCGCUUCGUCGGCACCCAACCCCGCACCUACUGCGGCUACGGCUCCGCCUACGACUGGCCGCACGAAGGGCACGGCGGAUAUCUCGCAACGGGCAUUGCCCAAGAAACCGUUCCCAUCACCGGCACUGAAGUCGUCCCGGCUCCAAGGCAGCCUCUCCUCCAAUCCUGGCUCACCGCCCCCGGCGUCGCCCCCGUGGACAUCAUCCUCAUGCACCUGGGCACCAACGACAUCUGGCAAAACCGCACCGCCAUCCAAAUCAUCAACGCCUACGGCCAGCUGUUGGAUCAGAUGCGCGCCGUCAACCCUACCAUUCGCCUUCUUGUCGCCCAGAUCUUGCCCAUGGAGCCGGCGAAUUGCCUCGAGUGCCCGGCCAAGGUCAGGAUGCUGAAUCGGUAUAUCUCGAUCUGGGCGCAGUAUGUUACUCGCCCACAGAGUCCGGUGGAGGCGGUUGAUCUGUAUUCGGGUUUCAACGCAACGAGGUAUACCACGGACGGAGUCCACCCGAAUGCGAGGGGCGAUGAGGCGAUUGCGACGGGGUGGGUGGGGGCCGUUAUACGGUCUGUUAGGGACGUGUUGGCUCAGAGAGAAAUAAGGGUUUGACGGGAGAAUAUUUGAGGAGUUGAUGAUGGAGGAUGGAUGUGUGAUUGGGAAGAUGGAUGGAACAAAGAGAGGAAGGAUUUGGUCUAGGGAUUUGGCGGUAGCUGGUCUAGUCCGAUAACCUAGCUUGUGGGAAAUGGCGAUUCUGUUCGUUCAGCAUCUGAUGUUUUUGCUUCUUUGAAGGGGGGUGGAAGUGUG